UGGCACCGUGAAAAAACAAAGAAACAAUUUGCGGAGCUGUGAGCAGGAAAACAAACGAACUGGAAUUUAGGACGCUUUGUAUUCAGUCUCAGUGGGACCAAAUUUGUGAGUAGAACGCUGCGUGCAUGUAUUAAUCUGGACUGUGCACAGCACGGGACCCGACCCUCCUUUCGCACCAACAUCUGAACAUCAUAUUCAGGCCAAACUUCGACUGCUUAUUGGACUCGUAGAGACCUUUUUUGGCCCGUGCAGAAGGAUCUGUUUUUCCUUGAUUUUGCACGGGACCAAUCACUACCAGAUUGCAAACAGCGUUUGGUGAAGAAGGAUAACUGAGAAGAGUGUAAAUCACAAACAAGCGAGAGGUGAAGCAAGGACAAGACAGGUUUCCAAAUUCAUCGGCUUCGAGUUUCAGCCAUCGCAGGGGCGGGUGGGAGCGGCUCCCGCAUGGUAUUAAAGUGUGCAUUUGACCUAGGAUAAGUUGUCAACAAGAAGAGGGAGCAGACGCAAACUGGCAGGUGGACAAGUUCAUUUACAUGCACAUGCACGUAUAUUCACGCCACUAUAUAUAGAAGUUGGGUGAGGGGCGAGCAGCCUUAAUAAGUUUCUCCAGCCAUCGGCCGGCCCUCGCUAUAUAUAUCUAGCAAAUUGAUUUGCCCACCGUCGCUUUGGCUGUGAGGGCGGGAGCCGUCGCAUGGACUGACAUGGCCACCGACCUCGCCAUGAGCGCAGAGCUGCCAAACAGCCCGCUGGCCAUCGAGUACGUCAAUGACUUUGACUUGAUGAAGUUCGAGGUGAAAAAAGAGCCCCCGGAGGCGGAACGCUACUGCCACCGCCUCCCGUCCGGCUCGCUCUCCUCGACCCCCAUCAGCACGCCCUGCUCCUCCGUGCCUUCUUCGCCGAGCUUCUGCGCCCCGAGCCCCGGCGCGCAGCCCAACCAGAGCCUCUCCAGCGGGGUCACCAGCGCCGGCAGCAGCAGUAGCAGCAGCGGAAGCAACAAUCACAACAACGCGGGGAAGCCCCAGCUGGAGGACCUGUACUGGAUCCCGAGCUACCAGCAUCACAUCAACCCCGAGGCGCUCAACUUGACCCCGGAGGACGCGGUGGAGGCCCUCAUCGGGAACGCGCAUCACCAUCACCACCAUCACCAAGCCUACGAGGGCUUCCGCGGCCAGCAGUACGCGGGAGAAGACCUGUCCGCGGCCUCGGCGGGUCACCACCACCAGCCCCACCACCACCACCAUCAUCACCACCACCACCUCCACGGCCACCACGUCCGGCUCGAGGAGCGCUUUUCGGACGAGCAGCUCGUCAGCAUGACCGUGCGAGAGCUCAACCGGCAACUGCGCGGCUUCAGCAAGGAGGAGGUGAUCCGCCUCAAGCAGAAGAGGCGCACCCUGAAGAACCGAGGCUACGCGCAGUCGUGCCGCUUCAAGCGCGUCCAGCAGAGACACAUGUUGGAAACCGAGAAAUGCACCCUCCAGAACCAGGUGGAGCAGCUCAAGCAGGAUGUGGCGCGACUCGCCAAGGAAAGGGAUCUUUACAAGGAGAAGUACGAAAAACUGGCCAGCCGGACCUACUCCAGAGAUCCAUCCGGGAAACAGGCCGACUUCUUCAUGUGAGGGACUCCUUUAACUACUUGUAGCAUACGCAUAUAUAGACCUUGUCGAUUGCAACCCCGCAUAAACAUGACUGUCAAAUCUAUGAUUUUCUUGACAAGAAACAAACAAACAAACAAACAAACAAAAACUCUGGAACUAUAUUACAUGCGCUCUUAAGUAAUCUUUGAGCGCAUUUCAAGUCUUAAAAGAUCAUUCUACAGGCACAUGGGAUCACGUCAAAGUGACAUUUCGCAUCGUCUUAAGAGGUCGUGAAUAUAUCACUCAAGAAAAAAACAGUAAGACAUUUCAAAUCAUGUUGCAAGUCUAGUUCCCCGUAUUGCAACCCAGCAUGCAGGACAUGUAUGGUAACCUCAUUUUCCCCUGACUACUUUUACGUGUAUGGUCAGCAUGGCUCCUUUUCCGUAAGGCCUGGGUACGCAACAUGCUUACCCAAAAGGACUAAAAUACAACACAAUUGAGAAGAAUAUAUGGCUGCUUAUUUAAUGGCUAUUUUCAAUCAUUUUUUUCCCUAAAGAGAUUUGCUGAGCCAGAUUUUAGACUGUAUUUAUUUCCAACUGUACAUAAAAUGUAGAGCAAUAGUAAAUGCGUUUCACAUUCUCCCUUUUUCAAAAGACAUUGCUGGAAUGGUUCAAACAUGUCUUAAUUACAAUUGUUUGUAUGUUGCAGCAUGCAAAUCGUCUAUGGUGUGUAUACAUUCAAAACGUGUCAUGUCAAAGGCCGCCUAUAGUGCACUGAAUUUUUUUUUUAAUUAAAAAAAAAAAAAAAUGAACCUCAUUUUUUUAAAAGUCAUAAAACCUCCGGUCGCUAAAAAUAUUUUAUUUUCAAAGCUAACGCGUGUGAUAAUAAUGGCUGCUUGCGCUGCUAAAUUCUAUGCAUCAACUGAUGAUUCAAAUUAUGAUUUUAUUUCACCUUGCAUUUUGGCAAACGAAAAAUGUGCAUUCUACUGAUUUAUCUUGCAGCCUGCAUGGUUGUAUUCUUACGUUUCACUGUCGGCUGCUUGUAAGGACAUUUUCUGGCAGUUGAAUUUUAUAACUCGGAGUAGAACACAUUUUUCACGUCACAGUAAAUCGUUGUUUCAACUGCCUUGAUACAUGUGCAAUAUUGUGCAGAAGCGUUUCGGUUAAAAUUCAAAACAAUAACGAAUUAAUAUGGCAUUAAUAUAUUUCUAUUUUUCAAUUGUAUUUUUCCUUACUUCAUUUUUCUUACGAAAAAGCCAGCCCCAAUUAAAAAGCACCAACUUUGCAGUGCUGUAAUAAUGAGUCUUAAUACGAGUCAAUUUUCCGGCUUGGUCUUCAUCAUUAUUUAAAAAAAGAAAAUAAUGAUCGUAAAAUCCACGAACGCAAAGUUCUCCACAGUGCUGUUAAUGUACAUGUGUAAAUAGUUUCUAUAUUCAUUCAAUAAACAUGUCCUACUAUCGAGCCGACA
Messenger RNA from Corythoichthys intestinalis (scribbled pipefish), 3044 nucleotides. RefSeq names its product MAF bZIP transcription factor Aa (gene mafaa). The record is from RefSeq and is a predicted model, not a curated record. Gene Ontology annotation, biological process: regulation of transcription by RNA polymerase II. Gene Ontology annotation, cellular component: nucleus. The transcript has a single exon. NCBI's taxonomy places the organism in Eukaryota, Metazoa, Chordata, Actinopteri, Syngnathiformes, Syngnathidae. Gene Ontology annotation, molecular function: RNA polymerase II cis-regulatory region sequence-specific DNA binding; DNA-binding transcription factor activity, RNA polymerase II-specific. Bases 702 to 1619 code for a protein of 305 amino acids.